Molecule: messenger RNA, 607 nt
Organism: Stegodyphus dumicola
Lineage: Eukaryota; Metazoa; Arthropoda; Arachnida; Araneae; Eresidae
Product: adhesion molecule nephrin-like
Molecular function (GO): protein binding
Source: RefSeq, a predicted model, not a curated record
AGAAAGUGGAAACGGGAAAAAUGGGCAGUGCUUUCCUGUGGACUCUUACUCCAGACGUUCAGAUCCGGGCUGCCAUGAGAGGGAUUUUCAACCCAGAUCUGGGACUUUUGAUUGUUAUCUGGGUUGAUAAGUGCACAAGCGAGAAGUAUGCAACCGUUUGCUAAAUGAUGUCAGAACAUCUCUGAAUCUCAGAUGAUGCCGAGAAGGAAAUCACUUCCUCUAGCUUUGAGUUUUGUUUUCAUGUGUAUAUGUUUUAUCAGUACGGAAAACGAUGUCUUGCCAGAAUUCGAAGCUGUCCUGGGCUCUACAGCUCACUUGCCAUGCCAAGUACCCCAGCGCCCUCCAGAGAGCGGUAUCAAAUGUAUCUUUUGGUACAAGGAUGAUGAAGUGAUGUCCGUCUAUACUGUUGAUGCUAGAGAAGGAGGUACUCAUUCCUUGCACGUUCCUUCUGACAAACUCCGAAGUAGAGCAACAUUUGAUCCAAGUCCUUGGCCUCCUGUAUUGAAGCUGGUAUCUGUAAAAGAAGGUGAUGCUGGGGUGUACUACUGCCGAGUCGAUUACAGAUGGGAUAGAACUUAUAUGUAUACAGUAGUCCUCAAAGUAAUAG